AUGUCCGGCGAUGUGCAUCCGAAUCCGGGUCCAGUCAGCACAAGAUCUAACUCUGCUAGCUCCGUCUCGUCAAGUUCUACUGUCGAAACUAUAGACUUAUCUUCUCAUUUUUCCUUUAUGCAUUACAAUGUGCAAAGCAUUAAACACAAACUUGAAACUCUCUAUGCUGAAUUCAAGGACUUCGACAUUCUUUCCUUCUCUGAAACAUGGCUUAACGCUUCUACGCUCAACAAUGAUCUUAUUUUUGAUGGCUUUCACGACCCAGAAAGGAAAGACCGACCUGCGAAUAGCCACGGUGGAGUACUCCUGUAUGUAAAAGAACAAUUCAGAUAUAAGCGCCGACAUGACUUGGAAAUCCAAAGUGUCGAAUGCAUUUGGAUUGAACUUAUCACCAAAACAAAGCGUAUUCUCUUUGGUACAUUCUAUCGACCUCCAAACACCACAGCUCCUGAACACUCUCUCAUUGAAGACUGUAUACAUCUUGCUGUAGACACAGGCAUACCUGAUAUAAUCGUCACUGGAGACUUUAACAUCAACAUGCAAAACCCAGAUGUCUCUAGAAAGAUCAGCAGUUUAUGCCAAAGACUCUCUCUCACACAAUGCAUAUCAGACCCAACGCACUUUACUGAAAAUUCGUCCUCACUAAUUGACAUUAUUCUUACAUCGAAUCAUAGACUUAUACACGCUUCUGGGGUUGGUGUACCAUGCCUUGACCAACAAGUGCGCUUUCACUGUCCAAUUUUUGGUCUCAUCAAUUUCAAGAAAUCUAAAAUUCACACCUUCAAACGACAUAUAUGGCUAUUCGACAAAGGCAAUUACCAAUUACUACGAGAGAAAGCAGCAAACAUAAACUGGCACCAACUUAAACAUACAAACAUAAAUACAUAUACCAAAAACAUCACAGACACUAUUCUUAGCAUUUCUAAAUCUUGUAUUCCAAACAAAGACGUUACCAUCAGACCCAGCGAUCCACCCUGGUUCCCUCCAAACUUGAAAAAAAUGAUCAGACAAAGGCGUAGAUAUUACAAGAAAGCUCAACACACAAACACAGAACAUGACUGGUUGAAAUUCAGAACACUUCGCAACAAAAUAAUAACUACCAUCAGACAAUCUAAGGAAAAAAAUAUACACCAGCUAGCAACAAACCUCAAAACGAUACAACAAAACUCUAAGUCCUGGUGGGCGUGUUUGAAAUCUUUCAUCAAACCAGCAUCCUCUUCUUCUUCCUCCAUUCCCCCUCUUCAAGACGGCGAUGAUAUUGCAGAGGACGACCAAAUGAAAGCAGACAUUCUCAAUGACUAUUUUAGAGACCAGACACUUCUGAGUGAGCCCGAGAACAUUGCACCGGAACUAAAAGGUGAUAUAUCUCCUCUGUCCACAAUGCCUCCGAUCCAAGUAUAUCCUGAUGAAGUCAUGACCGUCUUGAAAACCUUACCUCUUGGUAAAGCAGCGGGCCCAGAUGGUAUCAACAACAGAAUCCUCAAAGAGCUCUGUAAUGAAUUAUCCACUCCUUUGGCAGAUUUGUUUAACAAAUCUCUCACUUCAUCCGAAUAUCCCGAUACAUGGAAGGAAGCAUUUGUCACACCUAUUUUCAAGACAGGAGACCGAUCUGUUCCGGAAAUUAUCGUCCUAUAG
Mercenaria mercenaria is the source of this 1635-nucleotide messenger RNA. RefSeq lists its product as uncharacterized. The record is from RefSeq and is a predicted model, not a curated record. The transcript has a single exon. Gene Ontology annotation, molecular function: catalytic activity. NCBI's taxonomy places the organism in Eukaryota, Metazoa, Mollusca, Bivalvia, Venerida, Veneridae. Bases 1 to 1635 code for a protein of 544 amino acids.